AUGGCUCCUUCAGUAGAGGUGCCUGUGCCGUCUAGUGCCCCAGAAAACGGCACCAUACAGUCACAAACGACAAACGUGCCUUUGAAAGCUCCAGAACCAGAACACUGUCCAGGUCCAGAAUCAGAAAACGCUGGUAAAGGAGACGCCUGUAACGGAUGUGCCAAUCAGAGUAUAUGUGAGUCGCUUCCGAAGGGCCCGGAUCCAGAUAUUCCGGCGAUUACCGAAAGGCUUCUGAAUAUUCAGCAUAAGAUCCUUGUGCUUUCGGGCAAAGGAGGAGUGGGUAAGUCUACCUUUUCAUCUAUGUUAGCAUGGGCUCUUGCUGCAGACGAAGAGCUCGAAGUGGGCGCUAUGGAUCUAGAUAUUUGUGGUCCUUCGCUUCCACGUAUGCUUGGAGCAGAAGGUGAGAGCAUCCAUCAGUCUAACUCAGGCUGGUCUCCAGUGUAUGUUGCAGACAAUCUUGGACUUAUGUCCAUUUCUUUCAUGCUUCCUGACCCCGACCUGGCGAUUAUUUGGCGUGGUAACAAGAAAAAUGGUCUCAUUAAGCAGUUUCUCAAAGAUGUCAACUGGGGUGACCAUCUAGACUACCUUAUCGUGGAUACACCUCCCGGUACAAGUGACGAGCAUCUUUCCGUGGCUCUCUUGGAUGUCAGGAAAGAGAUAAACUUUUGCCGCAAGGCCAACAUCAAGAUCCUCGGCCUUGUGGAGAACAUGUCCGGGUUCGUGUGCCCCGGCUGUCGUGGCGAGCUGAAAAUCUUUAGGCCUACAACUGGUGGUGGAGAGCAGCUUUGCAAAGACAUGAACAUUCCAUUUUUGGGCUCUGUGCCGCUUGACCCCAGAAUUGGUCGAGCCUGUGAUAGCGGCGAGUGUUUCUUCGAUGACUACGCUGACUCGCCCGCCUCGACGGCCAUUUUGGAUGUGGUGGAGAGGCUUCAGGACCAGGUUGACCAAUUGGAGGUGAACCUUAACAAGCUCAAUAUUGCCUAG
Messenger RNA from Candidozyma duobushaemuli, 984 nucleotides. RefSeq names its product Mrp/NBP35 family ATP-binding protein. The record is from RefSeq and is a predicted model, not a curated record. The coding region runs from base 1 to 984 and encodes 327 amino acids. Gene Ontology annotation, biological process: iron-sulfur cluster assembly. Gene Ontology annotation, cellular component: cytosol. Lineage: Eukaryota; Fungi; Ascomycota; Pichiomycetes; Serinales; Metschnikowiaceae. Gene Ontology annotation, molecular function: ATP-dependent FeS chaperone activity; ATP binding; 4 iron, 4 sulfur cluster binding. The transcript has 2 exons.